Messenger RNA from Dibothriocephalus latus, 1833 nucleotides. NCBI's taxonomy places the organism in Eukaryota, Metazoa, Platyhelminthes, Cestoda, Diphyllobothriidea, Diphyllobothriidae. The record is from the annotation of a GenBank genome assembly.
AUGGGUAAGUCCACCGCCGCAUCUUUCUUACCGAAAAUACGCAAAAAUUCCGGACAGCAACAAUUCCCAUACGAAGUUUGCCCCAUCAGCGAAAUCGACAACGAAGAUCCAACACGGAUUUCCUCGGAUGUGUCUCUGCAUUCACUGGACUCCCAUCAAAUCUUUUGCAGUCAGGACCAGUACUGCAAGCAUGUGAACAUGAACGAGUCUAAUCACGAGGAGGGCGGACGAUCGCCAAGUUCUACAAGCCACAACACCAGACCCCACAAAAGGUCCACAGUACGCACCGUGACCGCAUGUACUGCAUCCACGUCCAAUGGUAAAAGAAUUUCAGUUUAUCAUUCCCUUGCUGUAACUCGUGGGCGUACUGCCGCUCCCCCUGCCAGACUCCAACCCAUCUAUCAGAAGCCAAAGGAUCCACUAGCUGUGUUUCAACGGGAUCUGAUCGAUCCCUAUGUGCCUCAUCCACAUCCAAGCCUGCCGUCACCACUGAUGGCAGCCCCAGUGGACAUACUUCCAGCCGAGGGUCCAAAUCAACCCUCGCCAAGAACCACACCACUGCCUGGAGGGCACACAGACAGCUGCCUCUUAAAUCGCUCCCGAAGAGGGUACAGUGAUUGCCAAGGCGGUACAACGGCAACUAGGACAGAGCAGCUACAGUCAAGUUAUCAGCAGGGUGUCAACUCACCUGGUCUAGAUAGGAACAUGCCAGGACAUUCAUCCACUCAUCCAACAGACGUAUACAAUAGAGACGGCAGCUACUACAGGAGUUCAUCUGCGGCCAGUCAGAAUUCGCCUUCACGGUACACUGCUGUAUCUUCACCGCCUGGGCAACCCGCACAGGUUGUAGUGGUCUCGGGUACUUCUAUGCUAUCGCAUGGAGUCAACCGACCAACGGCCCUGAGUCCAACUAGUCGAACUCGGUCGGAAGGAGGAGGAGCAGAUGUUGCGAUGGAGAAGUCAGUCGCUUGCAUAGUUUCUCGGCCCCAGAUCAUGACGGGCGGCGUACACGCGCGCCUACCGCAAACUGCAGUGCAGGUUGCCUCCACAACUACCAUCCUUCCAGGCAGCUCAGCAUCGAAAUAUCCCCAGUCGGUGGAGAUGCAAGACACAAUUGGCCUUCCGGCUGACGCCUACGUACAACAACAACAGGAUCUGCUGAUCCAGAAGCUGCAACAGGCCAGCAGAAAACUGGCAGACUCAAUAUCGCGUCAGCAGGGUCUUCCUGUUGAGGAAGGCUGGCAAAAUGGGGCAGCAAAUAGCCUGCAGCUCCAAGGACAGCCAGGCCGAACAAGUCCCCUUUCCUUUCAAGCUCAUAUGGUUGCUGGCAGCAACCAGGCCCCUUUCCAGAAUGCACACCUGCCUGAAAAUGUGUCCACCCCUAAUGCUCUCCCGGGAGCUUUAAAUGUGCAGGGCAAUAGGCCAGAAGUUGGUGGUCGACAGACAAUCAACGAAUCCCAACAAAAGGUUAUUGUUUUCACCAGACCACAGAAGGCCAGACGCUCUCUAGCUACGAGUCAGCCCGUAGAAACGGCCGUACCGAGCCAGCUACUGAAACAGGUUGGUCGAAUAGAAAAUUCGCUUGGACAAGAGGCUGUGGAGAGAAACACAGAAGACGGAUCGGAGCCUGUUUACGAAAGCUCAGGUCUCUGUGAUAUUCGACAGGGUCUCGGAACAGAAUAUCAGACCUACUCCGAAAGAGGAGGAUUCAGGACUAAUCAGAUCCCAGCUAUGGGAUCCCAAGGAGUUCAAGACCAAAAAAGAAUGGAUCCAUCGGUUGACAUCCAGGGUCAAGCACCAGUGCACGCUGGUCAACCGCUAGAUCGCGCUCUG